Molecule: messenger RNA, 643 nt
Organism: Drosophila mauritiana
Lineage: Eukaryota; Metazoa; Arthropoda; Insecta; Diptera; Drosophilidae
Product: FACT complex subunit SSRP1-like
Exons: 1
Coding region: 121-534 (137 amino acids)
Molecular function (GO): transcription cis-regulatory region binding
Source: RefSeq, a predicted model, not a curated record
CUCUACAUCUACAGUCCGAUAUACAGUCCAAUUCGUAGCAAUUCUUAUAUCUACAACAAAUUUUCCAAAUAAAUUUUAAAUAUAAUUUUACUUUUUUAACAUUUAGUUAUUACGACAACGAUGUCAAACUGCGGACCGCGCCCCAAAAGACCCAUGAGUGCCUUUUUGAUGUGGAUGAGUUCCAACGGGCGCAAGCACAUAAAAGCGAAGCAUCCCGAGAUCAGUGUCCAGGACGUGUCUGUGAAGGGCGGUGAGAUGUGGAGGGCCAUGGUCGAUGAGGACAAGGUCGUGUGGCAGGAGGCGGCCAGGACGGCAAUGGACGAGUACAAGGAGAAGUUGGAGCAGUGGAAUACCCUCCAAGAGCAGUCGAAGGUCUGUCUUUCGCCGACGUAUGCCCAUAACUAUGAAGCUCAGUUGUCCUCUCGAUUCUCAAAAACUAACCAAAAGUCUACCCUUUUUGUGUAUGACUGCAAGGAUGAGACGAUGGCUCCGAUCUGCAGGAAGUGCUUCUCAAAGAUCAAGUGCUUUCACUAAACGUUUGUACCAUAUAUUACGUUUGCUAAAUUAUUGUUGUAGUCACAUCCACUAGCAAAAGUGGCGGAAUGUUCGAUAAACUUAAAUAUUUACAUUUAACUUGCUAACA